GGGGCAAUGCCUGACGUUAUCUUGUCCCCAGACCACUUUGUGAGCGUUCUGCGCUGCAAGGUGGGCUGCGAGAGCGAGCUCACCCCCAACGUAGGCGGCUACUUUGUGGAGAAGUUCGUGGCCACCAUGUACCACUACCUGCAGUUCGCCUACUACAAGUUGAAUGAUGUGAGGGAUGCGGUGCGCAGCGUCUCCAGCUACAUGCUCUUCGACCCGGAUGAUGCGGUGAUGCAGCAGAACUUGGUGUAUUAUCGCUUCCACCGCGAACGCUGGCACCUGCAGGAGGAGGACUUUGAGCCCCGGCCGGAAGCCGUGCGCUACUACAACAGGACGGCUGCACAGAAGAAGAUGCUGGAGUUUGCCAAGCAGUACCUGCAGGCUGACGAUGAGAUGGAGGUGGAUGAUGGUGAGGAGCUGGACCUGCAGGAUCUGCCCUCAGACGGCGAGUUUGAGGGCGAAGGGGACUACGAGGAGGGCUUCUUUGCAGAGUGGUGGCAGGAGCCCAACACCAAAGGGGACAAAGCCGAUGAAGAGACCCUCUGAUGUACCAGGAGAAGGGGAUCCUGGCUCUGACAGAGCAGAAUGGCUGUGAUGCCAUCCUGGGGACUCCAGGCUCCAUGCUGCACAGGAACACAGGUUCAUCGAGAAGGGUCGAUCCUGCCCAGUGCUCCCAGCAGGACUGCCCUUUCCACUGGGACAUCACUGCCCUAAUUCCUAUCAGAGGAGCAGCCACACCACCGUGCCACCACCUGUCUGGUGCCCCCUGAGCCCCCCAGCCCCGAUGUCCCUGGGAGCCCUGGCAGCGGUGCCCCGUGGCAGCACUGGGAUUUGCUGUGCCUCUUCACUCCCCCUCAGGAGCCACAGACAAGGAGGCUGGCACCAAACUGCUGUGUUGCCUUGUGGGUUCUGGGCACGGCGGUGGUUCUGCACAUCCUCAGAGCUCACUCGGGGCUCCUGCUCUGGUGCUGGCAGCAGCCCACCCCCACCGGCAGGUCCAGAGACCCCUCCUCCCCCCCCGGAGCCCACGGCUCGGUGCUGAGCGGUGCUCCCCGGACACGGCAUCCCCUUGCCGGUGCAUCCCGUCACCGCCUCUGCCCCGCACGUGCCUUCAACUCUCUCCACACCAGACCUCCAUAGCUUUAAGCUCCAUUAAUUUAAUACUUCCCGUCUUCUCGCUUUUUUUGUUUGUUUUGUAUUUUAAAUGUACUGGUGCUGAACUUUUAAUAAAAUCCGGACCGGUCUUUUGA
This is a messenger RNA of Meleagris gallopavo (turkey), 1247 nucleotides long. NCBI's taxonomy places the organism in Eukaryota, Metazoa, Chordata, Aves, Galliformes, Phasianidae. The record is from RefSeq and is a predicted model, not a curated record.